AUCAGAACCUGUUCGGUGGCUUUAGUGAAUCCCAUUUAACCAGCACGGGCCUUAACGUAAACAGACUUGUUAGAGCGCAGCAACGAUUGCGAGUCAACAUCACACAGACUGUGCCGGAGCAGAGGACCUUACAGCAUCACCAGAUUUCAUCAAAGAAAAUGUUUCAUGGUAUGAGACCAUAAAGAAAAGUCUUACAAUGUCGAACUACAAGCAGAACAAUGGCUUCAUCCGAAGCAGAAGCUUCUCAGAAAGCAUGAUCCUGGCAGAUGCCGAGGAAGGUGGAGUAAUCAUUAGUGAUAUCAAGGAUCCUUCUUUUGCUGACAGCUGUGGACUAAGAGAAGGAGAUGAAAUUGUUGGUGCUACCAUUCACUUUGACAAGCUCAAAAAGGAUGAUGUGGCGAAGUUACUGGAAAUCAUAGAGCCUUAUGAUACUAACAUGACUGUUUUGAAGAAACAGGAUCUGAAGGCCAAUUUGCAAUCUCCAGAAGAUUUACUCAAGAACUCCUACAACAAACUUUUCAAUGGAAAGGUCAAGAAGUUCUUGAAAGAUGAUAUACCAUCUGAAACUGAGAAAAUAUCACCUGGUGAAGUCCAUGCCCCAAGCCUAAAAGGAAAACUACUUGACAUAAAGACACCAGAAGAAGAUAACACUGCUUGCCUCAGUUCACCUGAUGUAAUGUGCUCAGUUCCAAAUGUGGAUUUUGACUCCCUAGCACCUGAUGCAACUGUGCAUCUCAACAAGCCUAAGGUGAAUGGGUCAAAAGUCACAAUGCCAACAGUGGGAUUACAUGAACCAAAACUGAGAGGACUAAGUCUGGAUAGAACUAAUGAAUUCCCUGAAACCAUCCCUACAGUUCCAAAUUUAAAGGGAAAGGAUGUAAAUUUACAAUCACCGAAUAGAAAAGUAGAUUUGUCAGGACCAAAUAUUGACAGCAAAAGUCCAAACGCAAAUAUGGAUUUAACUGCAUCUGGAGUGGACAGAGGGGGGUUACAAUUCAAAGCACCAAAGUUUAAAAUGCCACAAUUUAAUCUACCUGAAAUCAAACCUAAAACAUCAGAUGUGCACAUCCGACUUCCAGAUGUGAAAGGAGACAUGGAUCUAUCAGUUCCUGACCCUAAGGCAAACAUUAAGACCCCUCACAUGAAUAUAAAAACUCCUGAUGUUGACAUCGAUGGGCUAUCACCCAAACUGAAGAUGCCCACUUUAAAGAAAUCCAAAUUUGGGACCUCUGGACCUAAUGUUAAAGGACCAGAAAUCGACGCAGAUUUAAAUGCACCAGAUCUGAAUCUGUCGGCCCCCAAAAUUGAAGGAAAGCUCAACACUCCUAACAUAGAUAUGAAUUUACCCAAUGCUGAAGUCAGCGCCCCUGACCUAGAUCUGAACUCUCCAGAUCUUGACAUUGAUGCCCCCUCAGGCAAACUGAAGAUGCCCAAUUUUAAGAAGCCAACAUUUGGUUUCUCUGGACCUAAUGUUAAAGGUCCAAAAAUCGAUGCAGAUUUAAAUGCACCAGAUCUGAACCUGUCAGCCCCCAAAAUUGAAGGAAAGCUCAACACUCCUAACAUAGAUAUGAAUUUACCCAAUGCUGAACUCAGUGGCCCUGACCUAGAUCUGAACUCUCCAGAUCUUGACAUUGAUGCCCCUUCAGGCAAACUGAAGAUGCCCAAUUUUAAGAAACCCAAAUUUAGUUUCUUUGGACCUAAUGUUAAAGGUCCAAAAAUCGAUGCAGAUUUAAAUGCACCAGAUCUGAAUCUGUCGGCCCCCAAAAUUGAAGGGAAGCUCAACACUCCAGACAUUGAUGCUAGCUUACCAAAAGGUAAAAUUUCUGGCCCUGACCUAGAUCUGAACUCUCCAGAUAUAAAUGUUGAUGCCCCUUCAGGCAAACUGAACAUGCCCAAUUUUAAGAAACCCAAAUUUGGUUUCUCUGGAUCUAAUGUUAAAGGUCCAAAAAUCGAUGCAGAUUUAAAUGCACCAGAUCUGAACCUGUCAGCCCCCAAAAUUGAAGGAAAGCUCAACACUCCAGACAUUGAUGCUAAGUUACCAAAAGCCAAAUUAUCUAGCCCUGAUCUAGACCUGAAAUCUCCAGAUCUUAAUAUUGAUGCCCCUUCAGGCAAAAUGAAGAAACCCAAGUUUAAAAAGCCAACAUUUGGUUUCUCCAGGCCAAAAGUGAAAAGACCAGAAUUAGAUGCAAACCUAAAUGCUCCAGAUGUGAAUCUGUCAGCUCCCAAAAUUGAAGGAAAGCUCAACACUCCAGACAUUGACGCUAAGUUACCAAAAGCCAAAUUAUCUAGCCCUGACCUAGACCUGAAAUCUCCAGAUCUUGACGUUGAUGCCCCUUCAGCCAAAGUCAAUAUGCCUAAUUUAAAGAAACCCAAAUUUAGUUUCUCUGGACCUAAUGUUAAAGGUCCAAAAAUCGAUGCAGAUUUAAAUGCACCAGAUCUGAACCUGUCAGCACCCAAAAUUGAAGGACAGCUCAACACUCCAGACAUUGAUGCUAAUUUGCCCAGAGCCAAAUUUUCUGGCCCUGAAAUUGAUCUGAACUCUCCAGAUCUUGACAUUGAUGCUCCUUCAGGCAAGUUCAAGAUGCCCAAGUUUAAGAAACCCAAAUUUGGGACCUCUGGACCAAAGGUUAAGGGACCAGAAAUUGAUGCAGAUUUAAAUACACCAGAUGUGAAUCUGUCAGUCCCCAAAAUUGAAGGAAAACUAAAUACUCCAGAAAUUGAUGCUAAAUUACCAAAAGCCAAAAUAUCUAGCCCCGACCUACACCUGAAAUCGCCAGAUCUUAACACUGAUGCUCCUUCAGGCAAGUUUAAGAUACCCACUUUUAAAAAACCCAAAUUUGGGAUCUCUGGAUCAAAGGUUAAAGGACCAGAAAUCAACACAGAUUUAAAUGCACCAGAUCUGAACCUGUCUGCCCCCAAAAUUGAAGGAAAGCUAAAGACUCCUAACAUAGAUAUGAAUUUACCCAAUGCUGAACUCAGUGGCCCUGACCUAGAUCUGAACUCUCCAGAUCUUGACAUUGAUGCCCCUUCAGGCAAAUUCAAGAUGCCCAAUUUGAAGAAACCCAAUUUUGGUUUCUCUGGACCUAAUGUUAAAGGUCCAAAAAUUGAUGCAGAUUUAAAUGCACCAGAUCUGAAUCUGUCGGCCCCCAAAAUUGAAGGAAAACUAAAUACUCCAGAUAUUGAUGCUAAUUUACCAAAAGCCAAAUUAUCUGGCACUGACAUAGAUCUGAAAUCUCCAGAUCUUGACGUUGAUGUUCCUUCAGCAAAAAUCAAUUUGCCUAAUUUUAAGAAACCCAAAUUUGGUUUAUCUGGACCUAAUGUUAAAGGACCGGAAAUCGACGCAGAUUUAAAUGCACCAGAUCUGAAUCUGUCGGCCCCCAAAAUUGAAGGGAAGCUCAACACUCCAGACAUUGAUGCUAACUUACCAAAAGCCAAAAUUUAUGGCCCUGACAUUGAUCUGAACUCUCCAGAUUUUGACAUUGAUGCCCCUUCAGGAAAACUGAAGAUGCCCAAUUUUAAGAAACCCAAAUUUGGUUUCUUUGGACCUAAUGUUAAAGGACCAGAAACCGAUGCAGAGUUAAACACACCAGAUCUGAAUCUGUCAGCCUCCAAAAUUGAAGGAAAGCUCAAGACUCCUAACAUAGAUAUGAAUUUACCCAACGCUGACCUAACUGGCUCAGACCUACAUCUAAGAUCUCCUUAUCUUCACAUUGAUGCUCCUCCAGGAAUUUCAGGGUCAAAAGUGACAGACCCAGAUCUCAACAUAAAUUCCAGUUUAAAUAAACCAGAUUUUACAGUGCCCACAAUUGGAGGGGAAUUGAAUCCCCCUGAAAUUGUUAAUUUACAAAAAUCUAAACUCAAAGGCACUGAAGUGGAUCUUCAUGCUCCAGAAUAUGACACUGAUGUUCCUUCGGGAAUAGUUAAAAUGCCAGAUUUUAAAAUGCCCAAUAUUGGGUUAUCAGGGCCAUCAGUAAAAGUACAAGAUAGUGACCUAUAUAGGAGUAUGGAGACUCCCGAUUUCAGUUUAUCUGUCCCCAGAGUUGUAAGUCAUGAAAGUGAUUUACUGAAAGAUGACCUCAAAAGUCCCGAACUAGGCAUAAAUAUUGAUAUGCCAACAUCUGAUGUUAGCUUGGAACAUAGCAAGACAGAGAUUACUGAAGCACUGCCUGAAUUUGAGGUACCAGCUUUUAAAUUUCACAGAUUAUCCAAGAUAUGAAACGUUAAUGCCCAAACAGGCAACUCUGAGGCCUCAUACUGAACUUCAAAGAUCUACAUGUUUCCAGCCAUAGUCUAUCUUGAUGGAUACUUGCAUACUUGAUUUCCUAGAAUUUUUAAAAAGGAGGUAUUAUCACCAUGUUUAGACAUCAAAGAAAGGCUGCAAAUGUUUAAAGGUUAUUUCAGUGAAAACUGGUGAAACUGAUUUUCCAGGAUCAGCAGAAACACCCAUAUCUUUCUCUCCGAAGUCUUACAAGAUGCCAGUGGUCCCAGCUUUGCGGUCAAUGCAGAUAUAUAGAAAGUAAUAAAGCCAGAUGUAAUACAGUACUUCCAAAAAUAUCCAGCAGUAAAAACACCUGGGAAUCAGAAAAAAAGAUGGCAAAUGCUAUCACAUUGGGCUUAGAGUGCAACAAACAGAAACAGCUGAGUAAACUAGUUUCCUAAUACAGAAAAUGGGUUAUUACUAGGUUUUCCUAUAUGGCUAAUAAAUGAACUUGAAAUGAAGUACAAAUGUGCAAACUUUAAAUUUGUAGUUACUCCAUUGUAAAUACAUUUUUUGUGUAUACUGUCCUCAGUCUCUAGCUAAAAAGAUAAAGCCUUUUAUGGUAUAUAUGUACUCUUAUAACUCUUAUAAUUAUGUGAUAUAUUAUUUUGUAUAACUAAGAAAAAUCAUUAGACAUCCAGAGUUUAAUGAGAUUAAAGCAACUGUAAUAUAGCUUCUUAACAAUGUGUGUAUUCAACUUUUUCUGCGUAAUACAUAUGUAAAUGAUGUAUUAUGUACAAGGUCAUCUAUUAACAUGUUCAAUAAAUAUAUUUUAAAUAUCACACAGAA
This is a messenger RNA of Brienomyrus brachyistius, 5047 nucleotides long. RefSeq names its product neuroblast differentiation-associated protein AHNAK. The transcript has 6 exons. The record is from RefSeq and is a predicted model, not a curated record. Gene Ontology annotation, cellular component: nucleus; cytoplasm; costamere. The coding region runs from base 197 to 4216 and encodes 1339 amino acids. NCBI's taxonomy places the organism in Eukaryota, Metazoa, Chordata, Actinopteri, Osteoglossiformes, Mormyridae. Gene Ontology annotation, biological process: regulation of RNA splicing.